AUGCAGGCGGAAAUGUUGGCCAGCGACGAGAGUCCAGCCCGGAAGAUACGUAAAGUCACCCGCGCUUGUGAUGCAUGUAAGAGAAAGAAGAAAGCCUGCACUGGGUAUCUUCCCUGUAGACCUUGCCUGAGGCGCAAGGAGGUUUGUACAUACAAUGCCACCUAUAACCGCGGUGUCGCGGUGAGCCCACCCCCGUCCUCGCAUACGACACAUCACGCAACCCUGCCAGGAGCAGCAGAGAGCUAUCCACAAGACAGCCAUCUGUCGUUGUCCUCCCCAGCCUCCUACACCUCGCCGGAUAAGAUACUGUCCGCCCCCUACCACGAUGCUCCCCCUACCGUGAUCUCUCCGCCGUCCGUCACAGACACAAGGCAUCACCAUGAGCCCGAGAUCCAACGGGCGCAAGUUGCGGAUCGGUACUGGGGACCUACCUCUGCUCAUUCCUUCUUAGAUCGAGCGGCGUUGGGAUUGCCAACGCCUCCAUCAAAUGCGAUCGGGGCUUCGCAUGAUCCCAGUCAUGGCCCGAGCACGUCCAUAUUUCAAUUUGGCGAUCGUGUGGUUCCAGAAUCACGCGUGACGGAGUUCCAAUGGCCAGAUUUAGAGACAGCGGAAGCCUUAGUCCAUCGAUACUUCGAGUUUGCAUCACCGACGCACCGGGUGCUUCACCAGCAGACGGUUGAGAAGACGGUCCAGCGCCUCUACCAGGGCGGACAGCCGGGCGAGGAGCGGGUCAGUGGAGUGACGAGUGUCUGUCAAGCCAUUCUCCUGAUGGUGUUCAGCACCGCCACCAUGUUUAAGAUGGAUAUCAAAGGCGCGAUGACAGAUGCAGAUGCAGACGGCUGGCGGACCAGUGAGCUGUAUUUCACCAAGGCGGAUUGUCUGCUGUCACAGGAAAGCGGUGCACCUAGACUAGAGUCGGUGCAGGCCAGAUUCCUAAUGGUUCUGUACCUGCUAAGCUCAUCACGGGCUCAUCGGGCGUGGUUCACCUUAGGAACCACCAUUCAAUUGAUCAUGGCACUCGGUCUCCACAGCAGACGACGGAAUCGGGACACGGCCGAAAUUAGUCUGAUACAGCAGGAAUGCCAACGCCGAGUCGUCUGGUGUUCGUAUACGUUGGACAAGUAUCUGAGCCUGAUGCUGGGUACGCCCCGCCUCUGGCAUGAUGAGGACCUGGAUGAGAGACUGCCUGCCCGUGUGAACGACGAAGAUAUCUCCCCCGAUCGGAUCUCGCCGCCAACCCGAGACUGUGUAAUGGAUGCGGCUAUAUUCCAUGCCCUGCUCGCCCGCGUACUAUCUCAAGCCGCCAAGGAGCCCUACGUGGUAGCUGGCAUUACCGACCGAGAGGAGAUCAACAUCAUCCGCGGUUUGUGCGAGCGAGUGGCGGAAUGGCAUGCAGAGUUGCCGCCGUGCCUAUCGGGAGUCAUCCAUUCCAGUAGCCUGAUUCCCCUGUUCAAGCGACAACUGACGGUGCUGCAAUUGGCGCGAUACCAUGCGCUGAUGUUCAUUACUCGGCCGCUACUGUUGCGUAACUAUGGCCAGAUUUGGACGGAUCGGGAGGCCAGCUACGUUCAAUAUCUUCGUGUAUGUCUCAUGGCGGCGAAGGACACCGUCGAGCUGAUCACCACCUUUGCCAGAGACAACCAGCUUUUUCCGGCGUUUUGGUACUCGCAGUAUAUCGCCUUCAACGCCCUGUCUAUCAUCUACAUCUACUUGAUCCAAGUACAGUGUAACCGAAUUCUACCGCUGAGCCAGACAUAUGUCGCAACCGAGGGUGGCCUGAACAAUGGACUUGGUUUUGAUGAGUCCACGCUCUACAUCCUGGCAGAGACUGCACAAUAUCAUCUCACACAUGCCACGGCGAGGAAUGCACCAUCUUGGAAAUAUGGAACCAUUCUACAGAGUCUACGGCGAGAGCUCGAGCGGUUAGGGGCACCGUGCGACUAUGCGGCAUUGAAUGCGCCCCCAGAACAACACGGCGGGCCUGGGAUAGAGAACAGGAACCUGGAUAAUACAGAGUUAGGAGGCAACAUUUCUCAUGCUCAUCCUGAGCCUCGCUACCAUGAACCCUUUCCUGUUGACGCGCAGGCUCUCCCGCUAUUCGAUACUUUCACUUUGGACAAUGACUUGAUCCUUGAUUUGUGGUCGCAGUUGGAUAGUUUACCAAUCAGUGCGUAUCUUUCUUGCCAGUCUUCCGUAUUGAUCAAGCUAACAGUCGCCGAUAUAGCCUUGCCAGGAUGA
Molecule: messenger RNA, 2238 nt
Organism: Aspergillus nomiae NRRL 13137
Lineage: Eukaryota; Fungi; Ascomycota; Eurotiomycetes; Eurotiales; Aspergillaceae
Product: Zn(II)2Cys6 transcription factor
Exons: 1
Coding region: 1-2238 (745 amino acids)
Biological process (GO): positive regulation of transcription by RNA polymerase II; DNA-templated transcription
Cellular component (GO): nucleus
Molecular function (GO): sequence-specific DNA binding; zinc ion binding; DNA-binding transcription factor activity, RNA polymerase II-specific
Source: RefSeq, a predicted model, not a curated record